AUGACCGAGCGAGAAUUCGCCAACAUCUUCACGUUCGCCAAGGGCUUCGAAGCUUCUACUCUGAAGAUUCCUUCGAGUGGUCAGAAUGGAGGAUCAGCUGCGAAGAUCAAACAGAUCAUUGGAUUUGCUAAGUUCCGCACGCGCGCCGAAGCUCUCGAAGCUCGUGAUGCGCUGAAUGGGCGCAAGAUCGACGCUGAGCGCGGCUGCGUACUGAAGACUGAAAUGGCCAAGAAGAAUCUGCACACCAAGCAGCCGACAACUGGCUUCUCGCGUCCGCGCUCUCGACACGACAGUGUCGGCGCGAGAUCGGCAUCGAUUGGCAACUUGUCCAGUCCCACCUCUCCUCUCUCGAGUCCAUCAAGCCGAUCCUUCUCCAUCGACACCAAUCCACCUGGCAACACUCUCUUCGUCGGGAACUUGCCUCAGAGCAGCUCUGCAGGCGCACUCGCUGCGCAGCUUGAAGAGCGGCUUCGCUCAGCCUUUAGUGUCAAGCCUGGUUAUAGACAGCUAAGUUUCCGCGUCAAAGUUGGCGGGCCAAUGUGCUUCGUCGAGUUUGACAGCGUGCAAUCCGCUGGACAAAGCCUCGCCGAGCUCAAUGGCGAUACUCUGGGAGGGGCCGUACGGAAUGGUGGCCUUCGGCUCAGUUUCUCCAAAAAUCCCCUGUUCCGGAGCACGCUUCCUGGCGCAGCUGGCAUUAGCUCUGGAAAUAUUGGUAGCUCGGGCGACCGAUCUCCGGCCUCGCCACCUCUUGGGCACGGCCAGCUCAGUCUUGCUCAAGCGAGUGCUACCUUAGUGAGUUGCCGAUAA
Messenger RNA from Ceraceosorus guamensis, 807 nucleotides. RefSeq lists its product as hypothetical. The record is from RefSeq and is a predicted model, not a curated record. Gene Ontology annotation, molecular function: mRNA binding. Lineage: Eukaryota; Fungi; Basidiomycota; Exobasidiomycetes; Ceraceosorales; Ceraceosoraceae. Bases 1 to 807 code for a protein of 268 amino acids. The transcript has 3 exons.